Messenger RNA from Syngnathoides biaculeatus (alligator pipefish), 3452 nucleotides. RefSeq names its product cysteinyl-tRNA synthetase 1 (gene cars1). Gene Ontology annotation, biological process: cysteinyl-tRNA aminoacylation. The record is from RefSeq and is a predicted model, not a curated record. The transcript is spliced from 23 exons. Bases 78 to 2558 code for a protein of 826 amino acids. Gene Ontology annotation, cellular component: cytoplasm. Lineage: Eukaryota; Metazoa; Chordata; Actinopteri; Syngnathiformes; Syngnathidae. Gene Ontology annotation, molecular function: ATP binding; cysteine-tRNA ligase activity.
UCCUACCGCUCGUAUUUAAGACCAGUCUCUCUCCUUCCUGGCACGUUAUUGUUGCAUCAGCAUCCAAAAGCGAAGCAAUGCCGAGCACAAGUGAGCAAGCCUUUGAGUAUGGCUUCUUGCUCCACAUAAAAGACGAAGCUGCACUGGCAGCAGCACUGAAUGACUACCUAACCACUCGCAGCUACCUGGCUGGUUUCAGCCCUUCACAGGCUGACCAGAAAGCUCUUAAGCUUCUCAACAGGCCCCCAGACCCACAACAUGUCCACGCUCUGCGUUGGUACAGACACAUAACAUUUCUGCAGCAGGACCUGAACCCAGACAGCAGCAGGAAAGGAAAGCGGGUACAGCCUCAGUGGUCUCCGCCAUCUGGAACAGACGUUCCCCAACUUCGAUUGUACAACAGUCUCACCAGAGCAAAGGAGCUAUUUGUUCCUCAGAAUGGAAACAAGGUCACAUGGUACAGCUGUGGGCCAACAGUGUAUGAUGCCUCUCACAUGGGGCAUGCCAGAUCAUACAUCUCUUUUGAUAUUCUGAGAAGGAUACUCAAGGACUACUUCAAAUAUGAUGUCUAUUACUGCAUGAACAUAACAGACAUAGAUGACAAAAUCAUUAAAAGGGCACGUCAUAACUAUCUGCUAGACCAGUACAAGGAGAAGAAACCACAAGCGGCUCAAAUACUAAAGGAUGUGCUUACUGCCCGAGUGCCCUUUCAGGCCCGUUUGACCUCGACUACAGACCCAGAUAAGAAACAGAUGCUAGAAAGGCUUGAUGCCUCCAUCAUAGGCACUCUACAGCCUCUCCAGGCAGCGUUGGAGAGUAACGCUGCAGAUCGUGUGGUGCAACAUCUGGCUCAGGCACUACUAUCAAAUGCCAAGGACAUGCUCUCUGACUGGCUGGAUGGUCAGUUUGGAAGUGAAGUCACAGACAACUCAAUCUUCUCUGUUCUGCCGGCAUUUUGGGAGGGAGAGUACCAUAAAGAUAUGGACGCCUUAAAUGUUCUUCCUCCUGAUGUCCUUACUCGUGUCAGUGAAUAUGUGCCAGAAAUUGUAGAGUUUGUGAAGAAGAUUGUCUCGAAUGGCUAUGGGUAUGAAUCGAAUGGCUCUGUUUACUUUAACACUGCAAAGUUUGAUGCCACCCCACAGCACUCGUACGCCAAACUAGUGCCAGAGGCAGUUGGAGAUCAGAAGGCUUUAGAAGAGGGAGAAGGUGACCUGAGCAUUUCUGCUGACAGACUAAGUGAGAAAAAAUCACCCAAUGACUUUGCCUUGUGGAAAGCGUCCAAGCCUGGAGAGCCUUCAUGGGACUCUCCAUGGGGAAAGGGAAGGCCUGGCUGGCAUAUUGAGUGCUCUGCCAUGGCUGGCUCCAUCCUUGGGGAGUCUAUGGACAUUCAUGGUGGGGGGUUUGAUCUCAGAUUCCCCCAUCAUGACAACGAGCUGGCUCAGUCUGAGGCUUUCUUUGAGAAUGACAACUGGGUCCGUUACUUCUUGCACACCGGUCAUCUGACAAUUGCAGGAUGCAAGAUGUCAAAAUCACUGAAGAAUUUCAUUACCAUUAAGGAAGCCUUGGAAAAAAAUACAGCCCGCCAGCUACGUUUGGCUUUCUUGAUGCAUUCAUGGAAAGAUACCUUGGAUUACUCUCCCAACACUAUGGAGAUAGUUGUCCAAUACGAGAAGUUCUUGAAUGAGUUCUUCUUGAAUGUGAAGGACAUUCUGCGUGCAACUACCGACAUCACUGGGCAGUUUGAAAAGUGGGAUACAGCAGAGGUGGUGCUUAACAAAAGUUUUUUUGACAGAAAGUCAGCGAUCCACGAGGCUCUGUGUGACAACAUUGAUACACGCACAGUCAUGGAGGAGAUGAGGCAGCUGAUUGGUCAGAGCAACAGCUACAUCGCUAGCAAGAAAAGUGCCAAGCUAAGACCCAACCGCAUGCUAAUGCAAAGUAUCGCCAUGUAUCUCACCAAAAUGCUGAAGAUAUUUGGAGCAAUUGAAGGAUCAGAGCCCAUUGGUUUCCCCAUGGGAGGACAAGGACUGGACGUUGAUCGGGAGACCACAGUGAUGCCUUACCUCUCUGUCCUCUCUGACUUCCGAGAGCAAGUGCGAAAAAUUGCCAGACAGCAGAAGGUCAUGGAGUUGCUGGUCCUCUGUGAUGAUGUCCGUGAUGUUACAUUACCAGAGCUCGGUGUCCGACUCGAAGAUCAUGAAGGACUGCCAACUGUGGUGAAACUCGUGGACAAAGAGAUUUUAUUGAAAGAAAGGGAUGAGAAGAACAAGCUCGAGGAAGAGAAACAAAGGAAGAAAGAGGAGGCUGCCAGGAAGAAAGAACUACACGAGAUGGCUAAACUUGCUAAAAUGAAGAUCCCUCCAUUUGAGAUGUUCCUCGCAGAAACAGACAAAUAUUCCAAAUUUGAUGAAAUGGGUUUCCCCACUCAUGAUGCUGAAGGGAAGGAACUCAGUAAAGCACAAGAGAAGAAACUACGCAAGCUUUUCGAAACCCAAGAGAAGAUACAUAAAGAGUACCUUGUGAGCAAGGGUGUGGAGUCAAGCGAGGCAAAAAAAUGAUUAACAAAAAAAAAAAUCUUUUCAGUUUGAGUUAAACGAUGUGCGUAAUUUUCUUUAAAGCCAAUAAUGUCCAUUGUUUUAUAGUCAAAGUAGCUAGAUUUUUGAAAAUGACAUCGCUCCUUAAAAUUGGAAUUCCAUUUGAAAGCUCUGCAUCGAACAUUUGUACCAGUUUCGGAUUUAAGGCUGCUAAUUUAAUUCCAAAUUUACCACUGUUUUGCUCAUGAAUGUGUGAAUCUGACUCCAUCAGUGCCUCACCAGCCAUGAACAUCACCGCUUUUAAGCCAAAAUGGCAACAAAUUGCCCACUCUGCAGUCAAGGAACAGGGUAAAGGCCUGAGAUUGUCUCUUGUAAACUAAUCCUUUUUUUACACCCACAUGAACAAAGUCAUCUCAGUGAAGACAAUUGGGUGCUUUGCUUAAAGUAGUAUAAAUUACUAAAUGUGUUUUUAGACAGUUGAAGAAGUCAAUGAAGACCCUCUUAAGUCCUAACACCAAAUUUGGCACAUGAAAACUGAGGAUCUUAACAGUUCCCCCAUUUAUCCUGUCUCCAACAAUGAGCAUGUCCAUGAAUGACAUCAAAUCAUGUUUGACUUGGGCACAAACCUUCCCAGAUUACUUGACCUCUGUUCCUGCAAAGCAAACGCACAUCUAAUGUGCUCUAUUGGUCAGACAAGGGAAAUAUUAAAUUGCUGUUUCUUUUUGUAAUUGCAAAUUUUUUUCUACAGUGUGAAAAAAGAAGACAAAGUAGACUAUUUUUUUGCAUUCGUCUCAUGGUUCACUUAUUUGUUUUAUAAGUCCAUGCUGGCUGAGUUUACAAUCGGAUGUAUUGUAUCAUUUAUUGUAACUAAUACAAACGCUACUCCUGGAUCAACAAAAAAUAAGUAUUGGAUCAACA